AUGUCCGCGGACGAUCAGGCGUUCUUAGACGUGCUAUCGUCCCUACCGAACGAUAUCCGAAAAUACUCGGGCAAUGUGGCCGACUACGUAGAUAAACAUGUCGAACAAAUAGCAGAAACACUCCGAGAUACUAUCGCCAAUUCGCAAUGGGUGCCCGAGCAGUUCCGCCCACGGCCGACCCCUCCGCCGUCAGUCAUAACCGUGCCGGCAUCCGCCCUCGAAAGGGUCCAGAACUGGAUCUCCAGAAACAGGGUCUUGGUCGGUUUUGUCGUCGUGACUACCGGCUUCAUUGCCUACCGGACAUACAAGACUACGGCGCGGUGGUCAAAAACUAGGCGCGCUAGGCGCUCCCGCAGUGGUGGCCGGAUGGAUGUGGUGGUUAUCGCUGGUUCCCCGGCGCUGCCCUUGACGAGGUCGCUGUCGUUAGACCUAGAGCGCAAAGGAUUCGUUGUCUUCGUCGUAGCCAACAGCCAUGAGGAUGAGAUUAUGAUUCAGCACCUAGCGCGACCAGACAUCCGGCCUUUGAGCAUCGAUAUCACCGAUCCCCCGAGUACCGGUACCUCCAUCGACACCUUCGCCCGCUACCUCCAGUCUACUCACGCCGCCAUCCCCAACGGCAAGCGGCACCAUCUAUUGCUCAAGGCUGUCAUCCUCAUCCCGUCGCUCAAUUACCAGACCUCGCCCAUCGCGACCAUCCCGCCGUCGAGCUUCGCCGACCUCUUCAACACCCACCUCCUCCAGCCGAUCCUCACUAUCCAAGCCUUCCUCCCCCUUCUCACCGCGCGCCUCAGCCCACCGUCGGACAAGGAACGGCCGAGCCCCAAAGUCCUCGUCUUCACGCCGUCCAUCAUCUCAUCCAUCAACCCACCCUUCCACGCUCCCGAAGCGACCAUCUGCUCCGCCCUCUCGGCCUUCACCGAAGUGCUGACGGGCGAGCUUCGGCCACUCGGAAUCCCCGUAACGCACAUGCAGCUGGGCACGUUUGACUUUGCGGGCUUCACGCCGGCGGCAAAUUCCCGCCUGCUUCAGCCCCACGGGUUGCUCACGGCGCCAGAAGAUGCCGAGGCAUUGCCCUGGCCCGACUCGGCGCGGCACGCGUACGGGAAGAAUUUUGUCUCGCAGUCCGGGUCGGCCAUUGGCGCUGGGCGGAUACGGGGGAUGCGGGGCAGCUCGUUGAAGGAGCUACAUAAUGCCGUGUUUGACGUCAUUGAUGGGUCGCUCACGAACGGGACGGUGCAGGUCGGGUUGGGGGCCAACAUAUACGGGUUUGUCGGCCGGUGGGUGCCGAAGGGAUUGGUGUCAUGGAUGAUGGGGAUCAGACGCGUGAAAGAGCUGGCAACAUGGCAGGGCAACGGGUCGUCCACGUUCGGCAGCCCCAAGUCGGCAAGGAGCGAUGAAGCAGGGAGCGAUUCGUUUGUUGCGGUGCCGCCUUUGGAGCAAGUCGGGGACUCAAAUGUCUGGAGGAGGACUGAUUGA
Molecule: messenger RNA, 1476 nt
Organism: Chaetomium globosum CBS 148.51
Lineage: Eukaryota; Fungi; Ascomycota; Sordariomycetes; Sordariales; Chaetomiaceae
Exons: 3
Coding region: 1-1476 (491 amino acids)
Source: RefSeq, a predicted model, not a curated record